AUGAGGGACGGGGAUGCGGGGCAGCAGCCACGCCGCGCACAGGUAGAGCCCGGGCGGUUCCUCCGCCUCCUGUCCUGCGUGGUCCUUGUGUGCGGGGCGGAGGUCGCGGCUCUCGCCGACUUCUCAGGUUACUUAACGAAGCUCCUGCAGAAUCACACCGCCUAUGCCUGCGAUGGGCAGCACCUGAGCCUGCACUGCCCUCGGCACUCAACCAUCAGCGUUCAGUCAGCAUUCUAUGGGCAGGACCCCCACAUGUGCAGUGCCUGGGAGCCUGAAACCAGGAUGACAGAACCCAGGAACUGCGUGGCACCCACCUCUUUGCAGAAAGUACUGGAUGAAUGCCAAAACCUGAGAUCCUGCCAACUCCUUGUCAAUAGUCGGGUUUUUGGGCCUGAUCUGUGUCCAGGGACCACUAAAUUCCUCCUUGUCUCCUUUAAAUGCAAACCUACUGAAUACAAAACCAAAUCAGCAUGUGAAAACCAGGAACUGAAGCUCCACUGUCAGGAAUCCAAGUUCCUUAUCAUCUACUCGGCCACCUACGGCAGAUGGGCACAGGAGGAGAGCGUCUGCUCAACAAAGGCGGAGCACACCCCCCCCUUUGACUGUUUAUCUUACACAGCGCUGGAAGUGUUAUCGAAGAAGUGUUAUGGGAAACAGAGAUGCAAAAUCAUUGUCACUAGCCGGGAUUUUGGAAGUCCGUGCCUACCUGGAGUGACAAAAUACCUAAAUGUCAGCUAUGCAUGUGUUCCUAAACUUAUCCUCACAGCUGUCAACCCCCUGGUCCCUGACAACAGGUCUUCCAUCAAACAGAACAACGGUGUUGACCUUGAUCCAAGGGAAUCGAGACUUCCAAAGAAAGAUGGAACUAUUGUUAGCUCUAACUACUUGGCUACACUUGCAUACAUUAGAGAUCAUCCUGAAAGAGCCGCUCUCCUGUUUGUGUCCAGUGUUUGUGUGGGACUAAUCCUCACACUGUGUGCCUUGGUGAUCUGUGUGUCAUGUCCUAGGGACAUCCAGAAACUGCACAGGAAGAGGGAUCAGCUGGUGCCAGAGAGUGCCAGAGCCUACCAGAGCAGUGAACAGCAGGAGGAAGAGGAGGAGGAGGACUCCUCCCUUUCAAACAGCCAGGACGACAUAGACGGACUUUACAGACCUUCUUACUCAGGUUAUAACUCAGCAGAGGCAGCAGAACUGGCCGAAAGGAUUGAGCGCAGGGAGCAGAUCAUACAGGAAAUUUGGAUGAACAGUGGUUUGGAUAUGACACCCCCUAGAAAUAUGAAUACAUUUUAUAUUAAUGAACAAUAA
This is a messenger RNA of Cinclus cinclus, 1305 nucleotides long. RefSeq names its product eva-1 homolog C (gene EVA1C). Bases 1 to 1305 code for a protein of 434 amino acids. Lineage: Eukaryota; Metazoa; Chordata; Aves; Passeriformes; Cinclidae. The transcript has 8 exons. Gene Ontology annotation, molecular function: carbohydrate binding. The record is from RefSeq and is a predicted model, not a curated record.